CUCAAUUUCAAUCUCAUAUUAUCUAACAGUUUUUUUCUCUCUCGUUAAAAUCUUUGAAAAAAAAAUGAAAUUCAUUUCGAUUGUCGCCACCGUAUUGUUGUUAUUGUUGGAAUUCAACAAUGCUCGUCCAUCUCCGUUGAUACGAACAUUUGAUGAAUUUAAAGCUGCAUACAAUAAAACCUAUGCUACUGAUGAACAAGAAGAAAUUGCCCGAAAAAAUUUCCUUGAAUCAUUAAAAUAUGUUCAAUCAAAAAACAAUCAAAGUAUUGCCAUCAGUCAUUUAUCCGAUUUGCCAUUGGAUGAACAGCAAAUAAAAAUAAACAAAAAUUUAAUAACAGCAAAUAUUUGUCAUAUUGAUUCCAACAUGACUAUUUCUGAUGAAAUUGAUUUACGUUCAUUAGGAACAUUACCACCAAUACGUAUGCAAGGAAAUU
Molecule: messenger RNA, 434 nt
Organism: Dermatophagoides pteronyssinus (European house dust mite)
Lineage: Eukaryota; Metazoa; Arthropoda; Arachnida; Sarcoptiformes; Pyroglyphidae
Product: peptidase 1-like
Biological process (GO): proteolysis
Molecular function (GO): cysteine-type peptidase activity
Source: RefSeq, a predicted model, not a curated record